Messenger RNA from Sipha flava (yellow sugarcane aphid), 7692 nucleotides. It is a transcript of the gene Ten-a, whose product is annotated as teneurin-a. The transcript is spliced from 34 exons. Gene Ontology annotation, biological process: motor neuron axon guidance. The record is from RefSeq and is a predicted model, not a curated record. Bases 1 to 7692 code for a protein of 2563 amino acids. Lineage: Eukaryota; Metazoa; Arthropoda; Insecta; Hemiptera; Aphididae.
AUGAUGUUCCCUGGUGAGCUCAAUACAAACUCCAGGGCUAAUCCGCCUGUUCCAGUUUUUCCAUUGAGGUCCACGGCUCUGAGUUCACAAUAUUCGCCAUAUUCGACUUCAAGAUUUCAAGAGAUACAGCAAAAAUGCAAUUUAAAAUGUACUUGGAAAUGCAGUUUUUUACUGUUGGUAUUUGUGACCUUUGUGAUCACAACAUUUCUUAUUUAUUCGAUGGCGGUGAAGAAAUCAUGUACAGACACGAGAGAAAAAUGUGUUUUUAUGGAAAAAGCGCGGGACAUCGCCAUGGAUUUAGAAAACCCAUUAAAACUCACUACUGAAGUACCACCGUUGAGCACUACUACUGUUGCAAAUAUAUCAAAAAAACUUAGCAACGACGAGCCUCCAGAUGAUCGAAAUGAUUUGCACCGACAGUAUACAAGGUAUCAAUGGCCUUCGGUUUUGGAAAUAACCAGUUUCAGUACUCCGUACAGUUCCAACGUAUAUCCGUACCAUUUUUGGAACUUGGAGUUUCACAACAAGCAACCAGUGUUCAUGAGACUUAACCUGACGUUACCAUGGGGAGCCAAUUUCGCGGUGUAUGGUCGACGGAACGUAGCGCCCAGCAUAACGCAACACGAUUUUUCGGAGUUUAUCAAAGGAGGCAGAUUAGACAACAGGCUCAGUCGCAGAUCAGCCGAUUUGACUGAAAAGGAUCCGAUGGUCGUUAAUGUAACUCUAAUCCAGUAUUUGGACACGGGUCGAUGGUUUUUGUCGAUUUACAAUGACGACCUUCGACCGCACACGGUAGUGCUCAAGAUUGCAGAAGCUGAAGACGUUUCGACGACCUGUCCCAACGAAUGUUCCGGGCACGGUUCUUGUUACCUCGGAAAGUGUGACUGCAUUGAUGGAUACCAAGGGAAUGACUGUUCUAAAAGCGUUUGUCCGAUGUUAUGUUCUAAUCACGGGAAAUAUGGUGGAGGUCUUUGCCAUUGCGAAGAAGGUUGGAAGGGUACUGAAUGUGACAUCCCAGAAACGGAUUGUAGAGUGGCCGACUGUUCCGGGCACGGUGUUUGUAAAAAUGGUAAAUGCCAAUGUCAACAGGGAUGGAAAGGGGAUGACUGUAAUGAAGUGGACUGUAUGGAUAAGAGUUGUUCAGGACACGGAAUAUGCGUGUCCGGCAAAUGUUAUUGCAAGGCUGGAUGGCAGGGCGAAGACUGUUCACUGAUGAACAAACAAGUGUUUCAAUGUCUUCCCCGUUGCUCGGAUCACGGUGCGUACGACUUGGAAACGGGAGUUUGUGUUUGCAAUCAAUUUUGGACUGGGCCGGAUUGUUCACAAGCAUUAUGCAAUCUUAACUGUGGGGCGCACGGCAAAUGCGAUCAAGGUAAAUGUGAAUGUGAUGUCGGGUGGACAGGUGAUAAAUGUGACCAACUUCCUUGUGACGAAAGAUGUUUAGAACACGGACAAUGUAGAAACGGAACAUGUGUGUGCUCUAGAGGAUGGAAUGGCAAACAUUGCACUUUUCAGGGUUGCAAUAACGGUUGCGGUAAUCAUGGUAAUUGCGUUUUGGCUAAUAAUAUGUACAGUUGUGUUUGUGACGAUGGAUGGGAAGGGGAAAGUUGUUCCGUUCGCCUGGAAAUGGAAUGCAGUGACGAAAUCGACAAUGAUCAAGAUGGCAUGACUGAUUGUUCGGACAGUGAAUGCUGUAGUUCUCCCUCUUGUGCCGAGCACAUAAUGUGCUUAGCGUCCAAUGAUCCGCUCGAUGUAUUACUAAGGAAACAACCACCGUCGGUGACUGCUUCGUUUUAUCAAAGGGUGAAAUUUUUGGUAGAAGAGCACAGUGUCCAGAGCUAUGCGCAUUUGGACGAAUACAGCGAGAGUGACUUUUGGAACUCCUUUACACCUGGACGCGUAUCCGUAGUGCGGGGCCAAGUGUUAUCGCCACAAGGGUUAGGAAUUAUAGGCAUUCGGGUGUCUGUGGACCGAGAUUCAAGAUUUGGAUUUACGCUAACCAGAACUGGUGGAUGGUUCGACGUGAUGGUCAACGGUGGCGAAGCGGUGACCCUCCAGUUCCAACGUAGCCCGUUUAGGCCUCAGACCAAAACGUUAUACGUACCCUGGAACCAGAUCGUAUCUUUACCGCCGAUAAAAAUGACCAUAAACGAUGACAUGGAUUCGUUCAAGGAACCUCCGAUGGACACCAACGGUUUAUACGAACAAAACAUGUACAAUGUAACACCGUGCGUUCAUCAUAAGGAAAGUCCACAGAUCAUAUCCACAUGGUUGCCAGAGAAAAUCGGAGGAAUGCCUGGAAAAAGUGUUAUAUUCGCUGAAACGCAGUUACUUCAAGAAAGUAUUGGUAUUCCUGGUUCAAAUCUGAACCUAAUAUACAGAAGCAGUUGGGCAACUGGGUAUUAUUCGUAUUUAAUUAUUCAUCUCACUCAAUCUGAUAUAUCACCUCAAUUGAAAGUCGUGCAUAUCUCAGUUGAAAUUGAAGGCUCUAUUUACAAUCAUGUACUUGAAGCGGAUCCCAACUUAAAGUACACGUUUACUUGGGAUAAACGAAAUGUUUAUAAACAAAAGGUGUAUGGAAUCGCGAAAGCUAAAGUGUUAAUUGGUUACGAGUAUAAGACUUGUAAUCAAAUAGUGUGGGAAGUACAGAUGGCUGUUCUACAGGGUUUUGACGUGGACAUAUCAGACAUAGGUGGAUGGAGCUUAGAUGUGCAUCAUCAUUAUAACUUCCACGAAGGAAUUUUACAAAAAGGCGACGGCUCGAUUCUGUAUUUCAAGCAUCAGUAUCCUCACACGUUACACGUCGUCACAGGCACAGGUAUGCAAAGGCCGUUGAACUGCAAAGACUGUAACGGAAUCGCCAAAGACACAAGACUGUUAUCGCCUAUAGCAUUAGCCAGCGGUCCUGAUGGCAGUCUCUAUGUCGGAGACUUCAAUCUCAUUAGAAAACUAACGGCAGAAGGAAACGUGUUCACAGUAUUACAGCUCAGCGCCACUCAAGUGUCAUAUCAAUACUAUUUAUGUUUAUCUCCCACCGACGGACAUUUGUACGUUUCCGAUCCGGAAAAACAUCAAAUACUUCGGGUGUCAAAUACCAACUCGGUAGUGGAUCCUACAAUCAAUUAUGAAGUAUACGUUGGUUCCGGAGAACGAUGUAUACCAGGUGAUCAAAGUAGCUGUGGUGAUGGAGGACCUGCAAUCAAAGCAAAACUAUCAAAUCCUAAAGGCAUUGCAAUAUCUUCUGACGGAACUAUGUACUUAGCUGAUGGAACUAAUAUUAGAGUGAUAAAUCGUCAUGGUAUAAUUCAUACACUAAUAGGGCAUCAUAAACAUAAUAAUAUUUGGCAACCAAUGCCUUGUAAAAUUGCUGUACCCACGUCACAAGUACAACUUCAAUGGCCUACAAAUUUAGCACUAAAUCCUUUGGACGAAAGUUUGCACAUCACCGACGAUAGAGUGGUUUUAAAGGUGACGAACGAUCACCGUGUCAAAAUCAUAGCGGGCUCACCAUUGCAUUGUUACUCGGGUAACGAAGUGGACAAGGGUGGCAAAAAGCCUACUAUACAUGAAAACCAAGAAGUAAUGACAGAGUCUUUGAAAGCUACUCAGACAUCUCUUGGUACGAUUCUAGGCAUAACUUUCAGUCCGUAUGGUGAUUUAUACAUUGCUCAAAGUGAUUCUCGAAAAGUCAACACUAUUAAGGUGGUCAAUUCAGCUGGAUACAUAUCACACUUUGCUGGUUACCAACUAGCACAAAAUACUCAAAAGCAAUGCGACUGUGACAGCUCCAACGCAACAUGUCAAUGCGGAAACGGGUCUAGAGAACAUCUUUUAUCUAUAACUGCUAAAUUUACAACAAUAUCAGCUAUUAUAGCAUCUCCGGACGGAGUGCUUAAUAUUGCGGAUCAGGGCAACCUUCACAUUCUUGCACUAAAACCCUAUUUGCCAUCACACGAUUUGAACGGUGAGUACCAAAUACCGUAUCCGGCAACCGGAGAGAUUUACAUUUUCAAUAGAUAUGGGCAGCAUACAGCUACUCAUGAUUUAAUGACUGGAAAAGUACGGUACACGUUCUUGUAUUCAAAGAAUACAAGUUUUGGAAAACUAUCUACUGUGACGGAUAGUUCAGGAAAUAAAAUGCUAUUUUUGAGAGACUAUAGCAAUGUGGUGAGCGCUAUAGAAAAUUCACAAGAUUAUAAAUCAGAACUUGUGAUAUCCGGUGCGGGCAAUCUCAUUAAAUUUUCGGAAAAAGGUAGAUCAGAAAUCACAUUUAAUUACGAUAGUACCACUGGACUUCUAACGAGUCGUUCUGAUUCUACUGCAGAGGGUGGAUCACUAUUUAUUUACAACUAUGACAAAUUGGGUCGACUUACUGACGUUGUGCUUCCGACGGGUGAAGUUUUCGAACUUUCAUCUCACAUAUCAAUGGAAGACGACGGUUUCGAAGUUAACGUACUCACACCUUUGCACAACCCUAUCAGUAUGAUUUCGUUAGAUGGACAUAGAGAUCACAUUGUUAUUAAAAUGGAAGGAAAUGAUUACAAAAAGCUAAUAGUUAAAAAUAGUGCUUCCGCUAUUAGCGAAGCGAUUAGUUUUAAAAACGGUUCAUUCAUAUUCCGCUCCAGAUCUGGAGAGGUGGUACAAUGUUUUGCGGAAUCGAAGCAUCCCAUAUUAGAACUAUCUCUGCCCGUAGAAGCUGAAAUGUUACCGGUUUUCAAUAGACAGGUGUCAUCUAGAGGUACAUUGUCAAAUACAGUAUUGUGGACAUAUUCCCUCGUCGGUGACGCGGGUUCUACCAAAUUCAUUAUUAGAAGAAAAUUGACUAUCAAUAAUAGUUCUGUCCUCAUGAUUGACUAUAAUCAGUACUCGCAAGUAGAGACCAUUUAUAGCAGUGAUAAGCCUUCAACACCAUUGCUUAGCAUUACGUAUAGCCAAAGUGGAUUGCCUCUAUCUUGGACGAUCGGUCAUUCGAAACAUUAUGUUAAUAUUACAUACGACAGGUUCAAUCGUUUGGAAUCAUGGAGAUGGGGUGCGAUACAUGAACAGUACAAAUACACCCAUCACGGUUUGUGCAUAGAAAAGCUGUUGAGCCACAGAGGUCCUAUAAAAUAUGUUUACAACAGUUGGAACAAGAUAUCCGAAAUCGAACUCCCCACGAAUCGAAAGUUUGGAUAUUUGUACGACGAAUCUGGUGGUUUGAAAAAUAUAAUUUUGCCUUCCGGAACCAAACAUUCGUUUUCGUCUCAAACAUCAUUGGGUUUCAUACGGUACACAUACACUCCACCUGGAUCGACCCGAGCAUAUUUACAACAUUACAGUUACACCGGAGCACUACUCCAAACGGUGUAUCCUGGAGAUGGAGCUCGAGUUCUGUACAGAUAUCGCAGUUCCGGUCAAUUGUCUCAGGUGGUGCAUGGGGACGGUAUUACGAAAGUGAAAUAUUAUCCACACACACAACUGCCCAGUCAAGUGUUGAACAUUGAAACGGAUUUUGAAUACCGUUGGGACUAUCAAUACAACGAUGGAUUGCUGAUCGAGGAGAGAAUUGAUUAUGGUCCUAAGACUGGACUCAGUAACGCCAAAAUUACUUACGAGUACGACGAUAACUUCAGAGUGGUUAUGAUUGAAGGCCGGAUUGGUGGUCAGAGCUUACAAGAAUACCAUAUUGAGUAUAGUCCGAUUACAGGAAACAAGAAGUUGCUUGGUCAAUUUGAGUUGAGUGCGAAUGGGAACAUAACAAGGCUUAGCGAUGGAACUGCUAUAUUCAAUCGGGUUUCGAACGAUUAUUUCCAAGUGACACACGUGUCGGUCACAAUACAUCAGAUGGAAGUAUUCCGUAUGGAAUUUAUGUACGAUUUGGACAGCCGGAUCAUACAAUCGCGUACAUAUACACAUAACGUAGGCGUCAACACUUAUACGAUAGUUAAGAAUUACACGUUUGACGCCGACGGUCAGUUGCAGUCGGUAGAGGCACAGGAACCAUGGGAAUUCAAGUAUGAUCAGAACGGAAACAUGUUGACCAUGACGUACAGGGGAAACAAGAUUCCUAUGGAGCACAGUGUUAUGGACCGAAUAGAAAAAUUCGGAGAAGGUCUUUACCGGUAUAAUAACCGGGGUUUGGUUGUGCAAAAUGCUAGAGAAGAAAAAUUUCAAUACAAUUCUAAAGGCCUCUUGAUACGAGCGAUAAAAAGAGGUCGGUUUGACGUGCGAUACUUCUAUGACCAUCUCAAUAGACUAAGCACUCGAAAAGAUAACUAUGGAAAUGUCACUCAAUUCUUUUAUACCAAUCACAAAAACCCGAACGAAGUCAGUAACAUAUUUAGUCCGAGAGAUGGAAAGCUUAUGUCAUUGACAUAUGAUGACAGAGGAUUUUUAAUAUAUGCUCAAGUGCAUCGGCAUAAGUAUUACGUGGCCACUGAUCACUGCGGAACGCCCGUUAUGAUCUUCAAUCAAUACGGAGAAGGCAUUCGAGAAAUUAUGAGAUCUCCAUACGGACACAUCGUUUAUGAUUCAAACCCGUAUUUAUAUUUGCCAAUUGAUUUUUGUGGUGGACUAUUAGACCAGGUAACAUCAUUAGUACACAUGCCAAACGGAAAAGUCUAUGAUCCGCUCGUUGGACAAUGGAUGUCACCUCAAUGGGAAGGUAUGCUGACUCGAGCAACAGAGCCUCAGCAAUUGCAUUUAUAUAGGUUCAAUGGCAACGAUCCAAUUAAUGUGAUUCCCACUCGCCAGUAUCUCAAAGAUGAAAAUUAUUGGUUGUCUUUGGUCGGUUACGACCUGAAGCUGCUCAUGCCUCAAAUGCCGCAAUCGAUAUCGACAUUUCCGUCAUUGUUGCCAUCGAUGUCGGCCAGUCUCGGUGACAUGCCGCUGGACAUCACGUCCGUUUACUUCAACCAUCUGACCAAGUUGCUAACCAAGAGGAAGCUCACGUCGCUACCGGAGUCCAAGACGCACGCGGAUCCCGUGAUCAAUUCGUUUAAGGACCGGCCCGAGUAUUUUGACCCGAUGUGGAUGACGUUCUACAUGAACGACGUGGAGGAGAACGCGAACCGAGGACCGCAGGCACACGGCGUCCAGCCGGGCGCGUCCCUGGCACCGUUGUUCGGCAACGGUAUCCACUUAUCCAGAUCGGUCGACGGCCGAGUGAUUGUGCACGGCGUGUCCACCGCCAAUCCCAUUUACAAGGACGUGUUCACUUCGGUGUUCAACGACACGUUUCUGUUGCCAUUCAGCUUGGUGGUACACGGUGCCCAGCAAGACGCUUAUUACUUUGUCAAAAAAGACAUCUGGCACGCCAACGAGGACAAGGCGCAGCUCAAGAGAUUCGGCUCGCAAAUGAACACCACUUUCCACGAAAAAGAAUCGGACAACAAUUCAGGAAAGAUGGUAGACGUGCGGAUACACUGCGCGGACACGGUGAUGAAUUUGCGGUACGGUACGACUCUGGAGCAUGAGAAGCAGCGGCUGCUGCACCACGCGAAGACAUCGGUGAUGAGAAAAGCCUGGCACAGGGAGAGGGAUCUCCUGCGACUGGGACUGCCGACCAACAAGGAUUGGUCGGCGGCCGAAAUCGAUGAGAUUCUCAAGUCGGGUAACGCGAACGGUUUCGACGGCGAGUACAUUCGAGACACCGAGAGGUAUCCAGAGCUAUGCGACGACCCGUACAACAUACGGUUCGUCAAGACAAACUAA